AUCAGUCCAAGAUGGUCACACCGAACGACGCGCGAGCGCGCACCUUGCCGCUGCCCGACGAUGAAGAGCUCGUGCCGUCGCCCGGCCUCCGCUUUGACGCCUUUGCCAUCACGAACGCCAGCCAAUCGACGACCUUUUUCAAGGUACGCUACGUCAUCCUUGGCUACUACUUGAGCUAGGAUACUGGCCUAGACUGGCUGUGCGGUGUGUCCGGACGCCUCGCUGUCGUUGCACGCGACCCCGGGGCGCAUUCGGUGUACGCUGCCAAACGGGUUUUGGACGAGCUUGGACGUGACGACGAUCCUCGACUUUACGAGCGAUGUGGCGCUAAGCAAUCUGCACCUGGUGCAGUGCAUGUACCUCGGUGACCGCGUCCAAGUCGAGUCGCUUGCGUUCGGUCCGGUGCAAGCCAAUGUCGCGACCUCCUGGACGAGGAAGCGCAUGAACCCCUUCUACUUUGCGACGCCGAGCGCAAUGACGUCGCCGGCACGUAGCGACGUCUUUUACUUCAACGAAAAGAACGCGCUGGUCGGCCACCACCGCCUCUUGCUCGGGUCAGUGCUCACGCCCGACAACCAUUACAAGAACCAGCUCGUCGACCACGUGGUCCUCCGUGAGCGCGCGAGCAUCCGCACCACGUUGCACAAGGUUGUGAUCGUCCCGUCGCUCUACAAGUAUAACCGCGAUGUGCUUUUGGACGCGAUUGACGAUGGUGCUGACGACAUUGUUCGGCUCCUUGUCGACCACGGCGCCGACAUCAAAGGGGUGUGCAGUGACCGGCUCCUCGCCCGGGCCCUCGAUCAGAGCGACGUCGAGACGGCGAUCUAUGCGCUCAAGCAUGGCGCGGACGUUCAGUCCCGAAUCGAGCUCGCUCGUAUGGUGCUGGCCGGCAACGACGCCAUGCUCGAGGUGCUCGUGAAUGCAGGCGCGUACCUCGGCGACCCGUGCGACCUCCACAAGUACAUUCGCUGCGGCCGGCGCUGCCCGCCCACCGAGGCGCCCUUGGUCGCAGCGUACACGAGCAACCAACCACGCAUGGCGCAGCUUCUCCUGGACCUCCACGCGCCGAUCGACGUAGCGCAAAAAGCUGCUCCCCGCAACUGCCUCCUGGCGCUCUGUCUACCGCACCUGACGGACGAGUGUGCGCGCCGGUGGCAUAUCCUGCAGCUCCUCGAGCGCGGCGCUGCCACCAUGAUGCACAAGCCCAACCAGGACGGAAUGACACCGUACGAGCUGGCGACGGCGAUGGGCGCGACAACGAUUCGCAAAAGCUUUGAUCUCUACACCAAAUCCUCAGCCGCAAAGCUGGCGGACGACGGACCAGUGGACGACAAUUGCGCGUCCCCGGCGGGCAGCUCGGCGCUGAGUUACACGUACGACUCGGACGCGUCGGAUGACGUCCUCGAUCAGUAG
This is a messenger RNA of Saprolegnia diclina VS20, 1413 nucleotides long. RefSeq lists its product as hypothetical. The transcript has 9 exons. Bases 355 to 1413 code for a protein of 352 amino acids. The record is from RefSeq and is a predicted model, not a curated record. Lineage: Eukaryota; Oomycota; Saprolegniomycetes; Saprolegniales; Saprolegniaceae.